Molecule: messenger RNA, 1701 nt
Organism: Botrytis byssoidea
Lineage: Eukaryota; Fungi; Ascomycota; Leotiomycetes; Helotiales; Sclerotiniaceae
Exons: 1
Coding region: 1-1701 (566 amino acids)
Source: RefSeq, a predicted model, not a curated record
AUGUUGUUGAAAUUUCUGAACGGCGAUCAUUACUUAAAUCUGGAGUCUUGGCGCAAGUUCUCACCAGAGAAUUCCCAUGAUUUGUAUUUCAGCUGCAAGCUUCUUCGUGAGCGAAAUGGAAUGGUGAUGUAUGGAGGGCUCUGUUUGCAACUCUACGUGCAGGGGGAUAAGCACAAGAUCUGGCCUUUGAAAUAUCACCAAGCACCAGAUCCAUUGGCAUCAAACACCGUCAACAUGACAAGAGAAUGGCUCAGAGAAUGUUUGGAAAAUCAUGAUGGAUGUCGCGUACGAUUCAAUUCGAAGUGCCUCCCAUCGAGGCUGAUUGACGUUGGGUAUCCCGAUAAAAGCGGUGAUUUCAGUGUACCACAUCUUAUAGACACUUAUGGAUCUUCGCCCUCUGGCGUUAAAACUGGGAUGGACUGGCAGUACGUCACUUUGAGCCACUGCUGGGGUAAAUCGACGCACUUGUCAACUAAGAAAAACACUUUGAAUGAAAGAAAAUACGCAAUUCCGGUUAAUAGUUUGAACAAGACAUAUGCAGACGCUGUACGAGUAACUAGAGAACUACAAAUGCGAUAUUUGUGGAUCGAUUCGCUUUGCAUUAUUCAGGACUCCGAUGAAGAUUGGAUUGAAGAGUCGUCCAAAAUGUGCUUCGUCUACAAUAACGCUGAAUUCAACAUCGCAGCUGCAGCAGCGCUUGACGGAGAUAGCGGUUUCUUACCCGAGAGAUUGAGUGUUAAACUUGGUCAUGUUCUUGGCUCAGAGACAAAGAGUAUAGUGAGAUCUUUGUGGAUUCGACCGUGUAUUCAAACCGGACACGAAACUGGUGAAGUGGGUAUUUCUCUACCAUGCCCACUUUUUGGCAGGGCCUGGGUACUCCAAGAAAGCAUUUUGGCGGCUCGGACGUUGAUAUACUCACCUGUUGGCAUGCACUUCCGAUGUCGCAAGAACAAAAGAUCUGACGAAGACCCAGCGAAAGAUGCAGGAGAUCUUGAUAUCUUUGUUGGUAGUAAGCUUGCUACCUUUCCUUACCUAGCUCUGAAAAAAGGACAAAAGCAAUUCUAUUUUCCCCGAGAAAUAGACACCUGGUACCAACUGCUAGAAGCGUAUUCAGGAAAGCAAAUAUUGCAUAGAAAAGACAAGCUUCCGGCAGUUGCUGGUUUGGCGUAUCAGCUUGGAUCAAUCAUAGGAGAUACGUACCUUGCAGGCCUUUGGGCGCGCGAUUUCCCGCAAGCAUUGUGCUGGCUGCCUCGUCGGCCUAGUUCUGGAUGCGUUCGUCGCUCCAAGUUACCGGCUGAUUCUGAAUAUAGCGCCCCUUCAUGGUCAUGGGCAUCGUGUCGUACCCUCUUCAGUUAUGCUCCCGUGGCUUUCAAGAGCAUCAAACUGCUAACAGAAGAUACACCACUUGGUUAUUACUCUUGUCCAGAUUUCGAGGAUACAGAUAUUUUGUGGGAUGCAAUGUUGGUAGGCGCCCACAUAGACUUCGUUUCCAAUCGCUAUGGGCCAGUGAAAAGUGGAUCAAUCCCUGUCAAAGGCCAUCUUCUUAAAGUCGAUAUUUCUUGCUUCGUGAGUCCAUUUCGAGAGAACGUCGCAAUGUACAACGGGCUGGCACUAGGGAUGUUUUACGCUGAUGCAAAAUUGGAUGUAAGGAAAAAAUACUGGGCCCUUCUAUUAAGAAUGAGCGUCGCAAGACCACCAUGA